Ambispora gerdemannii is the source of this 2133-nucleotide messenger RNA. NCBI's taxonomy places the organism in Eukaryota, Fungi, Glomeromycota, Glomeromycetes, Archaeosporales, Ambisporaceae. The record is from the annotation of a GenBank genome assembly.
AUGAAGUCUAAAUGUUUGGUAGAUAGGUUAAAAUGGACUUUUGAAGGGAAUAUGACACCACAUGCGUACGCAUUUGGGGAUGUGGAUAAUGACGAGGAUAACGAAUUUGUCAUUGGAAACCUUAAAGGCGAGAUAGCCCUUUUCAAAGGUAUUUCGGUCGGUGGACAACCUGCCAUGACCUGUAAAAAUUUAGGAACUGUAGGUAAUUAUUCAUUCUCGGAAUUCGAUAAAUUGAUCACUUGUGUUGCUGUCGGUGAUAUACGAAAUUCCGGAAAGAAUUCGAUCGUGUGUGUAAAUGCUGAAGGAAAAUGCCAUAUAUUCGAUAUUGCUGUUGGAUCACCGAAUCCUACCUCACCUAUCGGCGAUGAAAGCGCGUCACCCCCAAUGCGACCCAUUAUUAACGAUAAAUCUCAUGAAAUUGAGAAACCAAACUUGACGCUGGGUGUUCCGGUGAAUUGUAAUCGUAUUUUGAUUGCAGAUAUCGGAUUAUACCACACGAAAUCCAUUACUAUAUCAUUAUCACCAACUGUAGACGGAGAUGGUCAAAAUGAGAUUAUACUCGCGCGUACUGAUCGUGUAUCUGAUUACGCGACAGAAGUAAUUGGCGGAGUACCGUCUAAAAAAGAAAAAAGUAAUAGUGCUUCGUCAUUACCUUAUCUGCUGGAAAAGAAAGAAUGGCUAUUCGAACGGCAGAUCACCUCUCUACUUUCGGCCACCGAUCCAAAUACCGGAGCACCUUUAUUACUAGUAGGCCAACCUGGUGGUCAUUUUGUGAUUAUAGAGAAGAACGCCAAGCACACUUCAUCAGCUAUUUCUCAUGAGAUCAAUUUAUUGGAAGAAGUAAAUGAGGUAUCGACUGAACUUGUCAAAGGGAUUAAAUGGAGAGAUGGUAAAAGCGCCGAGGUUAUAGCAAUCAUUACUAUGGACGGAUUAUUCAAAUGUUACGACUUACAAUCCGGUCAAAUGUCCAAACACGAACUCAAAGUAAACCACAAACUAUUCGGUUUAUCCGCGUUGAAUCUCGAUGGUGUAAUCGACAACACACAAACCGGCAAAAUUUACACCAACCAAAAACCUAACGUCGAACAAAGCGAUGACGCGUUUGUUACAUGCGCGUGGAACGGAAGCACGUACGUGAUUGAUCACGAAUUCAAUGUGGUAAAUUUCGAGUUUGAGAGUAGAGUGUGUGCGUUUGCUGCUGGAAAAUAUGCAAUCACUCCCGGAUACAAUGUGCCUUGUUUUAUGUACGUGGAUUUUGAAGAUAAUAUUUAUGUGUAUUUUAAUAUACAGAUAAAUACUAAACCAAUGCUGAAUUUUGGGGAAGUGAUGCGUGAUGUGGAUAUCAACAAGUAUGAAGAAUUACUAAAAUUUUAUUAUAAAGAAUACGAACAAGAAAUCGAAGCGUUUUCGCCGAACAACCCACCUUAUCAACCAACACCAAAGCUUACAUCUUUUUUCAAUCAAUGUCUCUACAAAUUGGAUGGCUAUAGAAAAUUGAAGGCGAAAAUGGAGAGAGAAAUUCAAGAUUCGAUCGAGAGGAAAAAAGUAAUCGAAGAGAAAGAAAUAGCAGAAGUAAAUCGGAGAAAAGAAAUCGAAGAAAAAGAAAUCGUAGCGGAAAUAAAUCGGAAAAAAGAGGAAGACGAGGAAGGGGAGCAAGAAGAGACAGCAGAAUUCGCACAAAAUGAUAUUAAUAGUAGUAGCACACAAGAAAAUAAAGAAAGCUCGUCUUCAAAUGAAAAUGGUAAUUCUGUUGAUGAACUCUCUCCUACCAUCCAUAAUGAAAAUGACGAAGACAAGGAAGAGAAAGAAGGGGAAGAAGAGGAGCAGAAAAUAGAGGGUAAAGAAAAAGAAGAGAAAAAGGAGGAAGAGGGGAUGCCAAUAUCGGGCGACCAAUCAAAAGAACUUCAAGAACGACGCGAUUCAGGUUUCAUUCAUUCACGGGAUAAUUCCAUACAAAUGUUGGUCAAAAAAUCAAAUAAUUUAGCUGAUAAUUGUCACAAUAAAUCUCAAGUAUCAAAAGCAGACCAGCAGCAGCUACAACAAAAAACUGAUGAAAUAAAUCAAGAGAUAAAUGGUGGUAAUAGUGAUAUAGCUACUGUAAUAGAUCAACCAUCGUUGUCGAUGCAAACAUGA